This is a messenger RNA of Cajanus cajan (pigeon pea), 1567 nucleotides long. RefSeq names its product putative microtubule-binding protein TANGLED. Gene Ontology annotation, biological process: regulation of phragmoplast microtubule organization; cytokinesis by cell plate formation. NCBI's taxonomy places the organism in Eukaryota, Viridiplantae, Streptophyta, Magnoliopsida, Fabales, Fabaceae. Gene Ontology annotation, molecular function: microtubule binding. The record is from RefSeq and is a predicted model, not a curated record. Gene Ontology annotation, cellular component: microtubule associated complex; preprophase band.
CCAUAGUCAUUGCCGUUUCAUGUGGAUAGGCUUGACCGUUGCAAAGGUGAGGACCAUUUGGUUUGAUUUCACACUUCGGAGCCAAACUAUGUAUGGAAGAACAAGGUUUGGUUUGGAUUCUCAAUAAAUAUAGGAAAUUGAUUAGUUGGGGAGAGUGAGUGAUUGUUAACUUUUUGAAAUAUUGAGAUUUGAGACCCACUUCUUCCCAAAGAUGGUUGCUAGAACCCCACCAAAGCAAAACAAAAUGCUACAUGCUCUCAAUCCUGUUCUAAUCAGAGAAACACUCAACAAGGUCAAUCAAUGCAUGGUUCGACUACAAGAACUUCAGUACACGGUGUACGGCGGAACGAAGGUGGUGUCAGGGGUAAGUCUCAGUCCUCGCAGCACCAAAGGUUAUCUCAGAACCAGUCUAAGGUGCAAGCAAGAAUCAGCCAGGAUCAAGCAUGAUGCACCAAGAAGUUCUCCACCGGGGAAGUUUCCUAGACCGACUAAUUCAGGUGAGGAAUGGAGGCAAAUGUCAUUGCCCGCAAUGCUUGUUAGCGAAACUGUUGGAGAAAUUUUGCAGGCAAGUCAAUUUGCCCGAGACAUAGUUUCAACAGUUACUAAGAAAACAACAACCAAGGGCCCAAAAUCUCCGGUGUCCCAUCGGUCAAACCAGAAAGUUGACCCGGAUAACACACCAUUCAAUGCUAGAAGAAGGAAAGAGAAACAAAUUAAACCACGAUCUGAUACCCCACCACUUCAACGUGCUCGUUUAAGUAUCAACUUUAAGGUUUCUCCUCAAAAAGCAAGAGACUCUGACAAAGAGAAUGAUAACAUGUUUUUGCCAAAUAGGGUAUCUCCCAAAAAUAGACUAUGUGUUAAUAGCCGCAACCCUUUAUUCUUUUCUACAUAUUCUUCAAGGCAACAACACUUUUGCAAGACAAAAUCUCCUGUCAUAUCAAGAAACAUGGGAACACAAAACAAGUUUUUGAUCAAGUCCCCACCUUCAGAAGCUUCCAAAUUUCAAGUCAAAGUCAAAAAGCCACCAAUUGUGUCCAUUUCUUCUUCACCUACAAGUUUGAGUCUGAGCAAGAAGAGUUCUCCAAAGAGAUGGGUUCGACCUUUCUCUCCUUCUAGAGUGACAACAAGAUUAGCUUCACCAUUAAAGAGCAAGAAAAGUGAUGGGAUAGUAAGUUUGAAGAAGAGUUCUCCAAAGAUGUCAGUGGCAUCAAAAAUUUGUCGAUCUUUUUCUCCUUCGAGAUUGGCAACCAGAUUUGUUUCACCAUUGAAGAGCAAGAAAAGUGCACAGCAAAGUGGAGGGAAACACCGCCCAGCAUCAACAGUGCAAAUCACUGCUCCAAGAAUUUAAGAACAUGUAUGUUCCAGUUCCGGCAAUUCUUUUAAACCAUUGAUGAUGGAAAUUUUAUCUCAAAUGUCUAAAGUUUUUUUUUCUAAAUUUUUUAGUAAAAAAAUAAGCUUCUUACUUCAAAAAUAAUGUUAGCUCCAUUGCUCCCAAAGACAGUGUAUAUCUUUAUUUUGUGUGUUGUUUUUUACCCGAAUGAUAUAACUCAUUUUACAUAUUUAA